CAUAACAGUAAAGGGGGCGCCACCGUCAUCAAAACACCUCCCAAACAUGGCGCAUGUCAUGUUUCGGCCACGGAGCUCCAGGGGUGCCCGAUCAUUGAGAAAGCGUCAUGACAGCGAAGAGGACACCGUUCACUUGGAUUUAACUAAAGGAGUCGCUGACAACCUGAGGGAAAUCCUCAUUUACUUGGUACGCAAAGAUGGAGUGAGCAAAAAUAGAAAACUUGCCUACUUGAACUGUUUAGUGAAACUCAGUUCGAAGAUCACGUCGCAUACAGAUCUUGGGUUCACACUCGAAGAGGUUUUUUGUUGCCUCCGCAUUCUACUCAUCCACGAGGCCUGCGAAGUCCGCGCAGGAUGCCUGCGAGCCCUCCGCCACCUGGUGAAGGACGAACCGGCUGCACGUGCGCUCAUCGCCGUGCACGUCCCCAUUCUCGUCGCGCGUUCCCUCGACGUCGCCCUGGAAGGUCGCACGGAACGUCUCCAGGCCCUGCGCCUUGUUCGACGUCUCGUAGUGGCUUCUCCGCAGUCGGUGCCUCCGCAGCUCGUGCGCUCGCUCGUCGCCAUCGCCGCGGAUGGAGCCCGAGAGAGGGACGUGCUUGUGCGGGCGUGCCUCGGGACGCUCUGCGAGCUGGCGCUGCUCAACCCGAAGCUCUGCUGCGAGACCGGAGGCUUCGGCACGCUCAUCAGGGCUGUUCUGGACUGCCCGCAGCCUCAUAUUGCGGAGGCGAUUCUCAGUGUCGUAUUCCACACCAUUAACGAUCCUUCUACGAGGCACCUGCUCAAGCUGGACGUUGAAUUGGAGUUUCUGGUAGCACCAUUCACAGACAGCCACUUUCGUUUUGUUGAAGAAUUGCCCGAGAACUCCAUGUCAGAUGACAGAGAGCUAAGGUUUCAAACAAGUCGUGUCGCCAUAACAACAAUAUUACGGUCUUGGCCAGGCAUGAUUUAUUUCUGCAAACCUCCUCCUUCGGGUCUACAGUCACUCAUUGAGAUACUUCACCUGCCGUACCCAGAAGUUAGAAACAAUAUCCUGGCAGUUUUCUACGACGCGUUUUGUUUGACAAUUCCCGAGACCACGAGUGACUUUGAUGAGGCCGUUCGAUCAUCAGAUCGUUCUGCCAUGCAGGAGUCGUGGCAACUUUAUCAAGGGUUUGUUGCUGCGGAAGGAAAGGACCUUUUACCACCAGUAGCAAAGCAUAGGUCGAAUCUAGUUUGGAAUUAUCUAGCUCUACUACUUCUAGCAUUUAUACAGGCUGGUAUAUUAGAGGCACUAGUUGAAGUAAUCGUUUCCAGUGACGACGCAACGCUGGCAACCAUCUUGCUCGCCGAGCUGUUGCACAUGGCCAAUAUUUUUCUUCCCGCAGAUUCGAGCCAUCACUGUCAUUGUCUUCCAAGUCUGAUGCUGAGGGCUGCUUCAGAUGCCUAUCCCGCGGAGGAGAGAAUUCGCGCGAGCACUGCAGUCAUCCGGUUAUCCAAGAUCCAUGCCCGGAAAAAGAAGGGGAUUGUCCCGUGCAGCCUUUUCCUCGACCAGCUGCUUCAGUCCUGCAAUGUCACGAAACAUGGGCGGCGAUUCUUCAGCGAUUGCGUUGGAAAGACCAAGUUGCUCAGCUGUAUGAGGAAGGAUGCAGACGACACUGUUAUCCACUCAAUCAAGGACACACAAGUUCUCACCGAAGAUUAUUCAUCCUGGGAUUGGGAGCUGAUCAGUUCCAUACUCAAGUGGCCUGGGGAAUCGCUGAAGUCUCUCAGCGACUCCGUGCAGCGAUCGUUCAUCAAACGACUGCUGUUUUUCUUCAAGCCGAGCAACAAACAGUUUAGUCACACAGAAUCGCAGAGACCACGCUCCCACCAUAUGGUGGUUGUGGGUUGCCAUUUCUUUGAGUUCCUACUUGAGGCUGAGGAGAGCAAAGUCAACGAUUACAUAGAAGAUUUCCUCAUCGAUCUCUGUAACUGCUUGCACGAGGUUGAAGGGGAAGCAGUUAGCCUGUCGACCACAUUAAGCCCUUCAAGGAUGACAUCUACCGUUGCACAGACCUACUUCCUGUUCCUGGGACGCAUGUCCAGCUCCAGCAAAGGGGUCCGCUACCUCGAAAAGCUCGGAGUGUACCAACACUUGGUCAGCCUGGUCAGUAUGACCUCUCAGGACGUCUACAUGAAGCUAGUAGUUUCUAGUCUCGACUACUCUAAGUCGGGCUUUGCCAGGACGCUUUUCACCAAAGUUCUCACAGCCUCUUCAGAGACAUCUCGUCUGUAUGCUACAAAUUAUUUGCGGUUGCUCCUGCGAGCUGGUCUCCUGGACUUUCGCAAGUGGGCUGUGGAGCUCUUGGUGAACCAGCUGCAGGACAGGAGCAGGGCUGUGUUUUUGGCAGCCUCUGAAAUCUUGGACGAAGCCUGUGAUGUGCCGGCAAACCUUGAGGCUCUGAUUGCUCUGCGGCCUUCGUUGCUGUCCCUCGGAGACAGCGGGCUUCUACUGCAACUACGAUUUGCGUCUCUACCGUCUGGAUUUAAGUAUCUGCAGGAAGCAAAUGUCUUGGAGGAUAUGCUGUCCAAGUGGGAUAAGGUCACCUACUUAAAGUAUGUUAUGAUCGUCGAAGAUGAUAUCAACCAAGCAGUGACGAGGCAUCAACGUGGUGAGGAUGGCACGUACGGCAGGCGCAGCAGUAACACAAGGCACAAAGUGCAGGACGUUUUUACGCCAACUCACUUGUACGGUCAACUGGCGCAGCAUAAUGGAGGCCUGCAGUUUUUGCUGCAGCACGGAAACCUGUCGACACAUUGGGACACUGUGCGAGCUGCAGCCAUGGACACAGUUGAGUCGAUCCUUCAACUCAAAGCAGCUCUUUGGACACUGGGCAAUGUAGCAACUUCGUCAUCUGGAUUCGCCCUCCUGAUGGAAGCGGACGUCAUCAGUGUCAUUGCGGAGCUUGCCCAGGAGGCACCCGUGUAUUCUAUCAGAGGGACCUGCUUCUACGUGCUCUGUCUAAUGGCCACGACUCCCGGCGCAUCAUCAGUCCUCAGCAGCUUGGGCUGGGAGAGCGUCCAGCAUCCGCACGGUGAACAGUGGCCAAUCGCGACCUUCAACGAGGAGCCGGCCACACCUCCGCUCCCACCUCACAGACCUCACGCCUGGUCCAUCAGCAGCGUGGGGAGCCACAUGAGUGAAGUGCUCUCUGCAAACGCGCUUCACCGCCGCUUCCACGGAUCAAUCGCGUCCUCCCUCAACGACGAACACUGCCUUCCCUCUCGGGGGAGCUCCGGAAACCUCGCUGACAACUUGGCCAGACGGACGAUGCAUUUCGUCGCUCAGCAGCACGGGGAAUCCCCGCACUUUCGUUACGCGCAGACCCUUCCGCGGAACGUGACCCUGUCCCCGAGACACGACCCGGUCGUCUCGUCCCGUCGCCCCCGCUCGUCGUCGGACUGCCGCGAGCAGAGAGACGACGUGGCAUGCGCUCCGGAGCCGUCGGUGCAGCCACCAAUGACGGGACUCUCCGUGCCGGACGUCACCAAAGACGGCGCCAGUUCUUUCGGAGGCAGCAAGGACUCCGGGACGGACGCUUCGCUCGGGGACAAGAGCCCGAGCAACUUGGAAGUGUGGGGCGGCGGGACGAAGGGCGAGAGGAGCGACAGCAACGAGAGCGCCCACACGGCGGGCACGAGCAGCAAGAGCCGAUCCGACAGCUGCACGGAUUCGACGACGAGCGGAGUCAGUUCGUGCGAAGAAGUUCCUCGUGCAGCGCAGACGCUCAGUCCCAUUGCCAGUUCCACGUCCCUGAGCACGUUGGAAGGCAGGACGAGGCAGGAGGUCACGCCCGCGGUUCCAGCCCGCAGGCCGAGCGCGUUCCCUGCGGGGGCCGUGAGGUCGGUGAACAGGUUGUCGACGGGGUCAAGUCCAAUGUCGCCGGAGUCCCCGUACACGACGGCUAGGGACGCAGCGGGUUAUGCGACGCUGCGCUCGCUCAGGGCGGCGUCGGCUCAGCGACGGAGGAGGGUCUGCUCUCUCGGAGGCGGGGCAGACGUUGACGUUGCUUUGGGGACUGAUGUGCCUUUCACCAGCCAAAGUCUCGACCAUGGGAAGUUUUUCCUGGGUGAUGACCCGUUGGUCGAAGUCUCUUCGGAAUGGCGCUGUUCUUCUGUGGCAAGUGGUGGAUCUCACUCUAGUGGUAAAUCUUGCGACGGAGAACAAGAGGUCAAAUAUAUGGGACUCUGUCUGCCAGUUGACACCAGGCUUAUCUUCACUGUGCAGGAGGCAUACAGACCAAGACCUGCGGAAGUUGUCUGCCCAGCUGGGGAAACAAGUACCACUGUUGCCAGCACUGAGGAGAGAACUGAUGGGCUUGAGCUGCAUACACCCGAGAGCUGCCUUUUGUGCCAUCGUGUGGCUCCUCCCAACCACACUCGAACGAGCGGAACUUUAGGAGAUGGUGGUGUGGCCACAGCUUCUGGUCUCAACACAGCCCUGCGAAGACUGUCCCCCGACAGCCCCGUUCCUUCCGAUUCCCAAGCGGCACCCUCACCUUAUUCUUUAUGGUGCAGGAGACAAAGCGAAGGCGACUACGACGUCGUAGCCGUGCGGAAGGAAAUGUUGAAGUACAUCACAAACCUGAGUAGCUCCGUAGUCAUUAAAGGUUCAGAGCAAGCACUUUUGAGCCUGAAGCAGAAAUACCCGGCCGCCUUCAGGGACAUGUGCCUCUACUCAGAGAUGUGUCUCCUGAUGGCACAUUAUAGGUUCAGGUUAUCUUCGCGUACUUUCAUUCAGGAGCUUUUUUUAGACUUGGAUUUUGAACAGUUCAACGAAGAAGCUGAAAGAAUUCUGAGGAUACCACAUGUUAUUGUUAUGCCUCCUGCAGAAGAGUCGGAGGCCUAACUUUGCUUACGUCCCCACUGUGCCUACUAGUCGAUGCCUUGCGAAGAUGUGUGUGUGUGUGUGUGUCGCAGGGACAGGAAACGAACAUUCCGUAACAUUUUACGGACAAACUCCCCAGAGUGUUUCUGUGCCGUAAACAGACACUACGAUGUUGCGUUAACUUGCACAGCGUUUGCAGACACGCUUGUACAUAUGUAUGUUGAGGACAGUUCCGCUAAAAAUGCGGUUUCGUAGCUAGAGGUGUUAUGGAAACACUUGUUUUUUUUUCUCUUCUGCAGUCAGCUUUUUAUGUGAAACUGCAACGUUGGGAGCAGCAAAAUCCUGCUUGGGAAAAGUUACUGUUUUUAACAUUGAAGUAGAGGGGAUCGGGAAAAAAUACAGUGCCGUGAGGAGUGCCCCCGGCCUCCAGUUUAACUUCCAAGGCUGUGCGAUUAGGAGGCCUCAAGCUGUGGAUGAAAUGCAGAGACUUGUCGCUUUAUGGUGUCGGUACACUUUUUGAUGAUAAUUGUGGCAUCCACCUCAGGUAAAUGAGGUAAUCUCUGGAAGUUUGAAGAACACAAUAUUUUUUGGAAGGUCAUUUGGGUGAGCACCCAUGCGGGAUAUUACGGUCACACAAAUGCCGUAAUUUUGGGGAUGUCGUGGGGGGCACGUUUUAGAGUCCCCCUUUGUGUAAAGUAGGAAAACCUUGUUGGCCUUCCAGUUCCUGCACAGACUAUUUGAAAAUGCAAACCAUGAAAUGUUGUUUGUGUACAUAAUAUAUGCAUGUUCACACUGCCAUGAUGAACAAAAACAGAACUGCUGUACAGGAUUAUUUCCAGUGUUGUGCAUGUUUAGUUAGAGCUGUAGAUUUGGUGCCCAGCAAGUUUGUGUGAAUUUUUGGACCUUAAAUACAGCAAUUCCUAUAUUUUGCAACACUCAAAUGCAAUUUAGAAUCUAUGCAAAAUAUCGUGGUGGAGCAAUAGGCGUUUUUUUUUUUUUUUUUUGCUACGGGUUGCAACCGACGUAGUUUGUCACAUAUUUUUAUUACCUCCAGACUUUAAACUAUUUGUAAAUAUAGGACUUCCAUUUUUGUUACAAGUUCAGUGCGGAUUGUGUCUCGUAAAUCUUUUCCUUCCAGGUUUUUAGAUUGCGGAGUCUCAGAUUUCACGAGUGUUUUAUGAACUCUAUACAAAUCUUCCAACGGUGUUGUUACCUUGACUGUGUAAAAAGAAGGCAAUUCAUUAAAAGCUAUGUUUUCUGUGGAUUGAAACACAAGCUUUGA
Molecule: messenger RNA, 6128 nt
Organism: Ornithodoros turicata
Lineage: Eukaryota; Metazoa; Arthropoda; Arachnida; Ixodida; Argasidae
Gene: rictor
Product: rapamycin-insensitive companion of mTOR-like
Exons: 30
Coding region: 47-4867 (1606 amino acids)
Biological process (GO): TORC2 signaling; positive regulation of phosphatidylinositol 3-kinase/protein kinase B signal transduction
Cellular component (GO): TORC2 complex
Molecular function (GO): protein serine/threonine kinase activator activity
Source: RefSeq, a predicted model, not a curated record